AUGUCGUCGUCGGAGGGUGCCCCGGAGUCGUGGAUCUCCUCGUUCUGCUCGUUGAUGGGCCACGAGUUUUUCGCGGAGGUGUCGGAGGACUUUAUCGAGGAUGACUUUAACCUCACAGGUCUACAGUCGCAGGUUCCCAUGUACAAAGAGGCCCUUGAAAUGAUUCUUGAUGUGGAGCCGGAGGAGGAUGAUGAAGAGGAAGAGGAAGAAGAGGACGACGACGACGAUGAUGAGAUUCUGGGAGAUGAAAAGCCGCCCGGGUACCGGAGGGCAGGCGACCGGCGACACGCACGAGUUGCGAGCGAUCUGAGUGUGAUUGAGAGUUCGGCGGAGCUGCUGUACGGACUGAUUCACCAGCGAUACAUCACCUCGCGGCCUGGAAUUCAGCAAAUGCUGGAGAAAUACGAGAUGCAACACUUUGGGACCUGUCCUCGGGCCUAUUGCAAUGGGUGCAAGGUCCUUCCCGUGGGCCGAUCUGAUACACCCGGACAGGAAACCGUGAAGCUCUUUUGCCCCAGCUGCCAGGACCUCUACACGCCGCCCAACAGUCGCUUUCACUCGGUUGAUGGAGCAUUCUUCGGAACCACGUUUGGAUGUUUGUUUUUCAUGACGUUCCCGGAUCUCGAUAUCGGACCCCGUCUGGAUAGCACGCUAUCGCCCUUGUCGCCCACGCACCCGAUUCAAUCCCGCUCUUCAUCUUUGACCUCGACCGUUCUCAACCAGCUGUCUCCCGAGAUGCCACCUGCCAACCAACCGGUGGAGAUCAACGGGGUGCGCACGAGCAACUUCAGCACGGGACUCGGCAAGGGCAGGCUCUACGAAUCGCGAAUCUACGGGUUCCGGGUGUCGGAACGAUCCAGGUCUGGGCCCCGCAUGAAGUGGCUCCGAAUGAAGCCGACCGAUAUCCGAGAAUUGGACGAGAUGGCACGGUAUGAGAACCUGUAUGGAGCGGAUAACGAUGGCGAUAUGGGGAUGGGAGGAUCGCAGCCGUCGGGAGUGGGAGCCAGAAAAAAGGCGCCUAUGCGAAGACGGCGAUACAACCCUGACCAGAUGAGCAUAAAUGGGGUUGAUGGUUAA
Messenger RNA from Aspergillus wentii DTO 134E9, 1077 nucleotides. RefSeq names its product casein kinase II subunit beta. Gene Ontology annotation, cellular component: protein kinase CK2 complex; cytoplasm. Bases 1 to 1077 code for a protein of 358 amino acids. Gene Ontology annotation, molecular function: protein kinase regulator activity. The transcript has a single exon. The record is from RefSeq and is a predicted model, not a curated record. Lineage: Eukaryota; Fungi; Ascomycota; Eurotiomycetes; Eurotiales; Aspergillaceae.